Messenger RNA from Amoebophrya sp. A25, 3964 nucleotides. The record is from the annotation of a GenBank genome assembly. Lineage: Eukaryota; Dinophyceae; Syndiniales; Amoebophryaceae.
UAGGACAUGAUCCAUGCUUAUAGAAGAAGAUGGUCGCAGUACUUAGAGUAAAGCAUAGCUGCUAGUGUGAAGUAAUUUCUCUUCUAUAAAUCUUGCCAUUUAAUGUUUUCUGAGAGUGAUUCCAUUUUCUUUUUCAGUACAUCCAGACAAAUUUCACGUUGAGUACUCGCGGUAACGUUCCGUUGAUUUUCAAUACUCGCACAGCUACAAGGAAAAUUCUACGUUCCAUAUUUCGUCUAGAACAAGAACAUGGACAAAAUUUCGCGUGGCUCCCACGUGGGGGAGAUCCAUAGUAAGGGGUUGCGGGUAGCACAGGAUCGAAAUCCGCAUACUUCGAACCACCGUGGGACUCAUGUUUCUACGCAAAGUACUAUCAAAUGUUAUUUAGUUGGACUGAUGUUUCUACGCAAAGCAUCAGAGUUAAGUUUCUUGGGCUAAUAUGUGAGUUGGCAUUUUCGUGACGAGAAUUUUCGUGGCGUUAGUCUGAUCUUGUUUAUGUUCGAUGAUUAUAUUGCAGAUGUACUUAGUUAGGCACCAUUACUGUCGUCUAGGUAUUCAACAAGAACAAACAAGAGAAGAACGGCUACAACAUCAAAGAGUCAUUCUUUAAUUUGUUUUAUGAGCAGGUUUUAAGCUAAAUACGGCCGUGCCGGGCCACGCGAGAAAACGGGCUUCUGGGCAGCUGCAAUUGCAGGGAAGUGCGAGUGAGUGGUUCAAGAUUCAUCAGGAGGGUCAUCCAGCGAGCAGCAGCCACUUGGGUCAGAGUUUCGUGAACCGACACAGCACGCGGCCCAUCCCCCCGAAGGCAGGAGUUAUGGCAGCUACGCGUGCCUCGCCGCGGCCUUCCGGUCUGGCGGCAACGCAUCUGGAUGGCGGAGACCGGGAAGUGGUUCAACUCAAGAACGACAAGCAGGACCACGCGCACUUUGAAAGGUUCUCGCCACGGUUUUGGAAGCAUUGCGCAGGAAACGGGCCAGCACCUCCAGCAAAACCAGUGCAAUACGAGCCGAGGACAUCAAAUCGCGCUUCUGACUGGGCUCCAGGAUCUUCUGGCACUUUCAAUUAAGACUGCAGAUUUUAUUUUUUCGACUACUUAGAAGAUGUCAGCAGGCGAACAACGUGAAGGUACAGUAUUUAGAAGAUUGAUAUGUUGCUGCCGUUUUGUUGAACACUAGAGACACUGGUUAAUUAUAGACGAUCGAAUGCGUGACGAUGUACGAGAUGACACGAGCUCCUUAUCUUUUCCAGAAGCUAUCACUAGGUAGCAUCCUAAUUUUGGUGAGGAUAUUUUAUUACAGAAGUUUGAAGCGGCAAGCUCUAACCCUCUCCGCCAGAACGAACGACUGCUGCACCACGAAAAUCUGACGCUGACAACAAUGGCCAAGCUUUCGCGGCUAAUAGACGGGCUGGCUCGAGCUAUAGCGCACAGUUCCAAUUUAGGGCAGACGACAAUUGUAAUUUGUCGUCUUCCGCUCUGAAUGAUUCCUCUUCAAAUGAGGGCGCCCGACGUUCUCUUCUAAAAGUCCCGCUUUCUUUCAGCUUUGUGCUUUACUGAGAAAACGUAAAGAGGAUGUAUGCGUCGAGUAGAAGGUAUUCAAAGGAGGAAUUAACUUUGAGAUCUCUAAGAUAUCCCCGCGCGGAGGACCUCUAGACAGGCCAGCAGUUGACGCCUCUGGUCCAGGAGAGGAAGAGACAACAAAUCGAUUUGCUCGUCGUUCCCUUGCAGAGCAGUCGCCGCGUUUCCCGCCAAACAAGCAGAGUUCUGGCAGUAGUCCUGCGAAACGCAGUCCUGAAAAACGUUCCUCCGCGAUGCGACCGUCUUCUAGCAGUAGCAAUUAUACCACGUCUUUUCUCGCUAGCAGCGUCGGAGGUACUGCGAACAAGAGCGGAGCAGCCGGAGCGGCGCCGUCACAUGAGACUUCUCGGAGAGGGUCCUCUGGGAACAUUGCUGCUGCGAAUGACGCACCUGCAGCGGGAGAGAGAGGAGGGCCACCUGCAGCGGGAGUCCGCACGUCCAUGACAAGGGUGGACAGAAGUCCAACCUUCCGCAGUAGCGGAAACUGGAUACAUCACAGCGAUGCCCCGCAAAAAUCUCCGAGGUUAAGACACACCGACAACACUCGCAAUAGUCGACCAGAGGCCAGAGCCACGGUUGUUCCCCCAGGCGGUCGGCAUUUCGAUCCUAAUGAGGGAAGGCGAGUGGUACUAUACAUCAUGACCAAUGCUAGAUACUACUCGCACUUUUUUUAGUUGUAGUGAGCAUCAUGGCUACUUCGAACUUGACGGAAUUGGAAAAUCAUUACGGACAAACUUUUAGGUUGUAUCACCGGCUAAAGCGAACAAGAUGCAGAAAAAUUUUGUGGGUGUGCAGGAUAAUCUGGAAAAAACGGGUAAGAAGUGCCUCUUUGAAAACCACGAAGCGCCGAAAUUGCAUGAGGUACAGAGCAUGAUCAAACGAGUCAGCAGUUCGUACCUGUCUGGUGGACCCCAGCCUCAGGCAGCUGACGUAAGUGCCCACCACCAAGAACGGUUGGCAAGACGGGAGCAGAAGUACCCAAUGCGUUUUUGUUGUAAUUACAGGCUUCACGUCUCGAUCAUAAAUGAAAGUUAAAGUUUUAAAUGAAGAAGAUGAGAACUCGUGUGCGCUAGAGUCUGUCGCAACGUAGGAGAACUACUCAGCGGAGGCAAUACCGUUUUUUUCUCUCUGGUGCUAUGUCAACUUGAAAAAUUUUUGUAACAAUGUCUAUCCAAACUAGGCAUACUGAUGCCGUCGCGUCUAGAAUGGACAGGCACAGUCGUCACAUGAUGACCAGUGCAAGCGAAGGUGUUGUAGCCGCUGUUGGCCAUUCCAGAUUUUCGGACCAUGCUCGUGCAACAGACAUACACGGGGGCGACUUGUUCAUCUAUGACAGGUACUUACUUCUGUAAGUGUGAUGUUAACGCUUAUAGUGCUUAGACUUCGUUCAAAACGUAGUUCGAUGAAUAUUUUUGAAAAGUACUUCGAUGCACGACCAGCUCUGCUUCCAUUCAUUCUUUCAUCAACCAUGCUCUAGCAACACUCUCGCGAAGAGUGCAGGCCGACGUCGCGCCUCGCAGUGCGUCGUGCUAGCAGAGCAAGCGGGCCAAUCGCCUAGGUUGAAUCCGGCGGUUCAGGAGUCAAAAUCGCGGUUACGUAAUCCAGGGAUGUUCCAUCCGGAGCGGGGGAGCAUGAGCACCAGUAUAUUUCCGUCUGUUCGGACCGUGGAGUCAGUUGGUGGUAAAUAAUUUCGCAGAUGCUUCAUGGUGGGACAUAUUAUUUCUUUGUUUGCUUGAAAGACAGAGGACGGAGAUAUUUCGUUGUACAGAAACAGAAUCGAAGCAGUUUUUAACAAGUUAAUAUAUGCGAAAAAUAUUUCUGGCUAUGUAUAGUCUCGAGAGUGUGAGAAAAUCAAAUAACGAACCUAAUGAGUACUACUAGGGAUGUCAAUGAAUCAAUGAAAAUGCAAAGGCGUCCGUGCACGAUAGCCGCGAGUUAUGCUUAUGUGUCAUAUUCAAUUCACCAGAGAAUACAGAUUACUACCAUACUAGAAAUUUCGUGGGAGAGGUUGUUCGAUAUUAUUGGAAUGGAAUAACUGUCAAGAAACUUUGAGUUGGGUAUUUUUCACGUCAUCCAAAAAAGAUCGAUUUUUUCUUGAUCUUUUGAUAACGCGACAUCACUAUCUCACGCUUACCAUCUAUCUUACACAUUCAUAGUGUUUCUUAAUCUAUCUUGCAACAUAUUCUAGCGCGCAAAUUUUUCUUAUCUUUCAUUCUUGAUUUUGAUUCUUUGCAGUUGAUCGAGUUAAACAUGCCGCGAGCACGAAGGGCGAUUCCGUCUUUCCUGUGCGUGAGAAGAGAAGCAAUUUUGGUCUGAAGUCCACCUUUGCUACUUGAAGUCCACCUUUGCUACUUGAAGAUGAUCACCAUUGCGGAGGUACUUGCUGAU